AUGAGGUACUCAAUCACGCAGCUUACAGCUGUUCUCACAACUCUAUCCACAACAGCACAGUCUGCCGUCCUUCCACGGGAGAAGCAAGGGUCCUGCACGAAGACCAAGGUCGCUAUCCUCGGAGCCGGCGUCGCUGGCAUAGCAGCAGCCCAAAACUUGACAAAAGCAGGCAUUGACGAGUUCAUCAUUGUAGAGUAUAAUGACUACAUUGGCGGGCGAAUGAGGAAACAAUCAUUUGGCAAGAAAGCAGAUGGAAAACCUUACACUAUUGAGUUUGGCGCCAACUGGGUCGAGGGUAUCGGAUCAGAAGCUACACAUGAGAAUCCCAUCUGGCAGUUGGCAAAGAAGUAUGACUUGAAAUCGCAUGAGUCCGACUACGAGAACUACUUGACAUUUGACCACAAAGGACAGACAAACUGGAGCAGCACGAUUAAAGACCUGGAGGAGAUCUACAGCAAGGCUGAAGCCGAAUCUGGUCGUCUCCUGCUCGGCAACUUGCAAGAUACUUCCGUACGUGCCGCUAUUCGCUCAGCAGGAUGGCGUCCAGACAAGGACGACAUGCACGCGCAAGCCGCCGACUGGUGGAAAUGGGAUUUUGAAUCCGCUUGGACACCUGAUGAGAGUGGUCUCAUCUUCGGAGUGGCUGGUGGCAAUGCAACAUUCGGCUACUUCAGUGAUGUCAGCAACCUCGUCGUCGACCAACGUGGCUUCAGCACCAUCAUACAAGAGGAAGCCAAGACCUUCCUCAAGAACGGUGAUAAACGACUCCGACUCAAGACAACUGUCGAAGGCAUCAAAUACGGAAAGGAUGGCGUGACAAUCACAACGGACAAGGGCGAUUGUAUCCAGGCCGACUACGCCAUCUGCACCUUUUCGCUGGGCGUGCUGCAGAGCAACACCACCGAGUUCAGCCCUCCCCUCCCCGACUGGAAGCAAAGUGCCAUUGACCAGUUUGCUAUGGGCACGUAUACCAAGAUCUUUAUGCAGUUCGAAGAAGCCUUCUGGGACAACGAAACGCAAUUCUUCCUGUAUGCCGACCCUCUCGAGCGUGGCCGGUACCCUCUUUUCCAGUCACUCAACCCCGAGGGUUUUGCGCCGGGCUCCAACAUUCUCUUCGGAACUGUUACUGGACAGCAGGCGUGGCGCGUGGAACGCCAGACCAACAACGAGACGAUGGAACAGAUUCUCGAUGUCUUGAGGCUGAUGUUCCCCGACAAGAAUGUGACGACACCGACUGCUUUUACCUACCCUCGCUGGAGCACUGAACCUUGGGCAUAUGGCUCCUACAGCAAUUGGCCCGUCGGCAUGACUCUUGAGAAGCAUCAAAACAUGCGCGCUAACGUUGAGCGACUCUAUUUCGCGGGCGAGGCUAAUUCAGCUGAGUUCUUUGGUUUCUUGCACGGCGCAUACACUGAAGGUCGCGACAUUGCCAAUAAGAUUGGCAACAUCCUCAACGGAAAGGCUGGCGAUGAUGAGUUUGACAUGGAGAGGUACGAAAACCUUCACGGGACGACAUUUGUGGAUGAGUAUGAUGAGGACAACGGCUGGUUGUUCCCGUAUGACGUCGAGGGAGAUGAAGAAGAGGGGGAGGAAGAAUGA
Messenger RNA from Fusarium musae, 1599 nucleotides. RefSeq lists its product as uncharacterized. The transcript is spliced from 2 exons. Lineage: Eukaryota; Fungi; Ascomycota; Sordariomycetes; Hypocreales; Nectriaceae. The coding region runs from base 1 to 1599 and encodes 532 amino acids. Gene Ontology annotation, molecular function: oxidoreductase activity. The record is from RefSeq and is a predicted model, not a curated record.